Molecule: messenger RNA, 1508 nt
Organism: Ictidomys tridecemlineatus (thirteen-lined ground squirrel)
Lineage: Eukaryota; Metazoa; Chordata; Mammalia; Rodentia; Sciuridae
Source: RefSeq, a predicted model, not a curated record
CUUCCCCCCACCCCAUGCCUUUGACUUGGUUGUGAAAUCCUUUAACCAGAGGGAAAAUUUCUCAGCUCUUCACUUCUGCUUUUGAAGGGCUAUAAAACAGUGCGGGAGAAAUCAACCAGCACAGAACAGAGUUCUUUGUGCUCCACAGCGCAGCAGGCGGAUCUGGGAUUCUCUCCUACCAGUCUUUGUUGUUCAGGUCUCAAAGGCAGCCAUGGCAGCAGUACCCGAACUGGCCAGUGAGAUGAUGGCUUACCACAGUGACGAGAACGACCUGUUCUUUGAGGUGGACGGCCCCAAACACAUGAAGGUGAGACUCUGGGUUUUGUUCCUGGUGUGUGGAAGGGCUCAAAGAAAGGGGCUCUGGGCUGCCUCACCCCCCAGUGUUGGCAGAAAGCCUGAGAAGAAGGAUCUGUGUAGAAAAAUCCAGAACUCGUUGAAGCCCAUCUUCUGUGACCCCUGGGAUGACGACGGAUACGAGUAUGACGCGGCCGUCCCGGUGCUGAACUGCCGGCUGCGUGACGUCCAGCAGAAGAGCCUGGUGCUGUCUGACCCGUGUGAGCUCAAAGCUCUGCACCUCAAUGGACCGAAUCUAAGGCAACAAGUGGUGUUCUCCAUGAGCUUUGUGCUGGGAGAAGGGAAUGACAGCAAGACACCCGUGGCCUUGGGCAUCAAGGGGAAGAACCUGUACCUGACCUGCGUGAUGAAGGGGGACAAGCCCACCCUGCAGCUGGAGAGUGUAGACCCCAAAAGUUACCCCAAGAAGAGGAUGGAGCCGAGGUUCGUGUUCAACAAGAUAGAGGUCAAAGACAAGGUGGAGUUUGAGUCUGCUCAGUUCCCCAACUGGUACAUCAGCACCUCCCAGGCGGAGCACCUGCCCGUCUUCCUGGGGAACAACAGCGGCCAGGAUAUAACAGACUUCACCAUGGAAUUCGUGUCCUAAGGAGCCUCACCGGCCGCCCACGGCAGCGACGUAGCCUGCAGGCAGAGGGCCGGCAGAGGAGGGCAGGAGGGCUCUGAGCAUGGCUGAAGGCUGGACCGACACCCACCUGUGUCCCCAGGUGGGGACAUAUUCGCAGAGCUCUCUUGCCACCAGCCAGGAGAUGGCUCUCUCCUCCCAGGGGCCAUUUCGGAACCUCUGCUGACCUGGCCACCCUCCUCUCCUGCGUCCUCAACGCCAGCCCAAUGGGAUCAGGCCACAUUCUGUUCCAAGAAAACCUCUCCUCUGCUCCCAGCUUCUGAUGAGCAUCAGCUUACCCACUUAUUUAUGUAUUUAUUGAUGGGUGGAUCUAUUUCAUUCAAGGGGACCGGCGGCAGCAGUGACCGGGAGGGAGCCUCCUCCUCAGUGCUUGUGGAAUGGCUGUGAUCAGGCCUGGUGCACGGGCUGCAGCUAGUCCUCCCCUUGGGGCUGAAAAUAGAUGUGCUCAGACUAUGUGGCGGGGAAUAUUUAUGAGUGAGAAAGUAUAAUCACACUGAUUCAAUGGUUCUGAAAUAAAUCUCACUGAAAAAAA